ACUUCGAGGUGUAUUACUAUCAUUCUCUUUUAUAGUUUUGAUCGCAAGUACCACAGGAUCGCGUAAUAUUGGAGUGAUAGUUUAGCAGAAACUGAAGUGAACCUUACUUCAUUGGUGCUGAAGAAUAAUUUUGUUGGUGCUUGUGACUGACAAUGUUUCGGAUAUAUGUUUUUUGUUGGACAUUUUUAUGACACUUCGUGGGUGAGAUUGUUUUGGUAUCAGAUUUAGUAAAACAUAGCAAAGAGGGCAAGGCUAUGCAAAAUUGUGUAUAACGGAGGUCAGAAAUUAACACUACCAUUUCAUAUGUACGUUUUCGUGACAUCAAGAUGAAUCAGAGGAUUAUGAUCAUGAAUUGCCAAAAAUAAAAAGUGAUUUUCAGUACCAAAAUAAAUAUAGUAGGAAUAAAACCAGUGAUAGCGAAGGUGAAAAAUAUACUUGUCUGGCCUCACACACAUAGCAGCAAAGGGGCUGAGCCUCUGUUCGUAUGGUGUUCAAUGACUAACGUAAAUAUGAAACACGAAAUAAUGACAUCAGUCUCAAACCUCUUUUGGGCACAGUAGAAAGUGUUAAAAAAUUGGGAACAUGUAGUUUCGUCUGAACAGUAUUCGCCAGCAAUGGAUCACAUUGAAGAACUCAAGUGCAAUAUCGAUAAAAGUUUGGAUAGAAAUUCUACGGAAAUGGAAUGUGAAGCAGAGUCUGAAAAAUUUGAUCUCAGUCCAGAAAAUUCAAAAAAGAGUGAUAGCUCUCCGCUGGAUGACCGAAUUUCAAAGCCAGUUGCGGAGAAAGAAGAUGCAGAAGAGGAAAAAAUGCAAUAUAACAACGGUAGUUUCAAUAGCGGAACGAGUGAUAACAAUAAUGUAAAUAAAAGCGUGUCGAUGCAGGAAAUUGAGAAGAUCCAACGUAGUGCCAGUGAGGAUCCGGAUGUCCGCAAUGCUCUUGCAUUUACGAUCGAAUUCAACGAGGGCCGUAAGUCUGUUGAUACUCAACGUCACGAGAAAAUGCUUGAGCGUUUUCAAAACCGACACAAACGAGGUGUUUCCUUGUCUAAAUUAGAAAGUGGCUCAACUCCUCCGGUAGGAAAAAUGAAGCCUCCUCAAAGCGUAAAUUUACCUAGAAAAAAUAGAAUAGAACAACCGGAAAUUCAAGAUACUGCAGUAAGAUUACGAGAUAAAAGCAACGCUUCAAAAGACUCUAUUAGCAAAAGACAUAGCUGGAGCCCCCGAUCCAGUAUGACUGAAACAGGUGCAAAAGAACCGGCAGCAAAAGUAAAAACCAACAGAUUUACGCCAAGAUCUACAGCACUGCAGAUGGCUUUCGAUCAGCAAAAUAUUAUGAAAGAUUCAUGUUCAAGUUCAGAAUUCAACGUUGAAAGUUUGGAUUCUUCAAUAGGUCUUCCGUGUAUUGAGCCUCCUUUAGAAAAUUUCAAGAAAGAUAAUGACGAUGAUGAUAGCGUCAGUGAAGCGGGAACUUAUACAUUGGAUGGUGAUAAUUAUACGGAGGAACAGAAAGAGCGGAUGAAUAUUGACCGCAUGCCUCCCUUUACUCCGGAAUUAACACCGAAGCCCCUUUUCACGUUGGGAACGGGUAUAGGACACCCGCAACGACCAACUAGUUUUCAAGAAGAUUUAGAAAUCAUCGACUUAGAUCGACCGUGUUCUGGCAUAGCAUCUAAUGAGAGACGGAAUAAUAAUGUUCUGGAGGUAGUUUACUUUCACGAGUCAUCAUCGGCGCAAACUACAAAACCGAAACAAUCAUAUCUAGAAAAGUUGAAGUCACGUGUUAAGAAUAUUACCCACAAAGGAAAAUCUCCGGAUAAACAGAUUUUACCGCAGCAAAUGAAUUCUCCGGAUCAAGGAACAUUUACUUCCGUCACAACAAGUGGAAUAUUGAGUGUUAAACCUUCACUGGAAAAUCAUCCUCAUAUGCAUCGGCGCAACAGUCUGACAAAAUCUCACAUCGAUAGUUCUGAGUAUGUGCAGGGCGUAGCAAAGUUGAACAUUCAUAAAAAUGAAGAAGAGGCUAAAAUUCUCAACUGCUAUACUGAUUCUGAGAAAGCCACAGGGCUAUCCGACUUGAACACAAAGUACGAUCAUCCAAGGCGUAAAGCAGGUUCUGAUGCAUCUGCUAUAGGAUCAGCCGUUAGUAAAAAAGACUGGAUUCAAGAAUGGGCCAAAAACGCGCGGGAAUAUUCAAAGAACCCCGCUCCCAACAAUGCUACUAGCAACAACAAUUCUCAGAUGGUUAGAAGCUACGAGUUCGAUAAUAGGAAUCAAUUUGGCUACGAUUUCGAUAUUGACAUGACAAAAAGUGAUUAUUACGACACGAAAAAGUAUCAAGAGUUUGGGGACAACUUGGAUCGCCAUCAUUUACAUCGAAAACAGGUUGAACGGCUUUUGAACAACAGUAGCAAUAGUGAUCCAUUGCUUAAGCAAGUUUUCGGAAACGAGUGUGGUGCAACAAAUUAUGGCGAAUUCACUCGACGAGGAAGUAUUAGGCAAUAUACGAGCCCAACAGCGGCAAAGCCACCCAUCAGCCCAAGUAAAAUACCAUCUCCAAUGGGUUCCAUUGGUAGAGCCCGAAGCGUUAGUAGAAAUCGCAGUCUUCAGGGAAGUAAUUCGGAUCUAUCUACGAAUGAAACCGAAAUGUAUCUUCAAAAGACUGCUGCGGCAAUAUCUACUCUACAAAACCUGCAUAGGCGGAACUCGUUACGCAACUCUUCGCGGCAGAAUUCUUCGCACUCAAGUCCACUUAGUCCGGCAUCCCGAAGAAUUUCACCGAAGAUUUCUCCUAUGAAUUCUUUACAAUCACCGGUGCAGUCACCUCAUCGAGAAAGAAUGAUUCAUACCGAAGGAAGUCACACUUAUAUGCCACAUCACCAGCAUCAACAGAUACUUACUCUGAAGCAACAGCAGAACUUGCUGAAUCACAAACGGAAUCUCUCCCUGGAUGGUUCAGAAUCCUAUGCUAGUGCCCUAGCAACACUAGGUUAUGGGAAUCAGAUGUCAAAUAGUCUCAACUCCGAGAAAAUGAAUGCAAUAUUAGAUUUUAAAAAACAACACACACGGCACAACUCGUUUGAGGGAAUGUCUUCCCUGCCACCAAAACCUAUGAAAUGUUUUCAAAACUUUGAUCAAAAGACUGCCUACUACUGUGCGAAGGGUCAAAAUGAAGACAUUUCAGGUCACGAAACCGUCGAUGAAGAUGACGAUGAGAAACUGAUUGUGAUUACUUCUGCUGUAAAGGAUAUGACCUUGGGCACUAAGAAACAAGGUGGAGUAUUGAUUAAACAGCAAUCAUCGUCAUCAACAAGUGCAAAACCCAACGGUGCACAAGCGAGAGCAACAGGAAGCACUGCAAAUAAGAUAUACAAUCCCAAACCGGUGCCAACUCAAAUGUCUUCACCUAUAAAACGAUCAAGCUCAUUUUCAGUAAAGGCAAUGAAACCAACCACGCCAACACUUACGCCUAAGUUUGGAUCCAAAGCAGCAACAGGAGGCACAAGGAUUCAGAAAUCUGCCAGUAGCACUAGUUUCAAGAAGAUCGUUGCCAAUUAUAAUGACGAGGACGAUGACUUUUAUAUAAAUGAUGAUGAUGACCUAGAGCUAGAUCCAGAAUAUUCAUCUAGUUCGGAAAUCAGUGAUAAGGAUGAUGAAGGUGGUGAAACUGAAAAGGAACCAAUAACCAACACAAAAUAUAACAAAACCUUCCUUAUGCGAAUGGAACAAAACAAAAAGCUUGCUGCAGGUCUUAAGCAAGGUGUGGCAGCUUGUCCGAAUACUCCUGAAUUACCUCGCAGAACACUUCAGGUUAGAGGCAGUACUCGUGAUCGAGCAUCAAUGCCACGUGAUUCGAGUCUAAAUCGAAUGAAACAAGACUUAAAUAAUUCGCGAAAAUCAAUGGGCAGAGACUCGAUGCCAAAGGAAUCAACAGGUAGCGCUGGUGGCAAGCAAAAAGUACAACCAAAAUACUUGGAUAUAUCAAAAUAUAAGAAUCCAUCUGCGGGAAGCUUUUUAAAGAAAGAUGAAUCUAAGAGUUAUCUGCUCAAAUCGGAAGUGAAAAAGAGUCCAAGUAGUGCUUCAGUCGCUAUGAAUAGAGCCGAGCCAAACAGAAUGAGUACUAGAAGUAUUAAAUCAGCAGGAGCUAAGCCAACACCAACUAGUAAAAGAGAAAAUCAAAAAGUAGUAAAGGAGCAAGAACUGGAGAUGUGGCGCAGACGGGCUAGCUAUGAUCCAAUGAAGGCUGCUAUGGAGGGCAAAAAAAAGCAAGAAGAAGCUCGCCGCCAAGUUCAAAACCAAGCAGAACGAACAAGUAAAUCGUGUGAAAGCUCCGUAUUGAGGUCUCAAUCUUGUCACAGUGGUGUUGGAGUUGGAACAAGUCGCUUGUAUUUCAGCAAUAUAAACAACAACACCAAUGCAAACAUAAAAGGGAUUCUCGAUCAUCCAGAUAACAACAGCAGCAGCAGUCAACCGAGUAACCGCUGGACGCUAACGUCAACCGAAUCGAGCGAUGAUUUCGACGAUGAAUACAAUAACUAAGAUUCUUUUAAGUGUGAUUUUUGGUUUAUAAGUUUCCACGAGAGCAUAAUUUAACUUGUACCACCAUUAUUGACACAAAAAGUGUAGAUUUGCAAAAAAAUGUGCCUGAAAUAAUGUAAAAGCAUGUUAAAGUCUAGAACAGGAUAUGAGAACUGGUUUCUUAUUCUGUCUAAAUGUUAAAAGGCCUAAAUUUUUAUAUUAUAAUUUUAUUUUAUUUAUUUUUUUAUUUUCUUUUAUUUUAAUUGGCUUCUUUUUUAUUUUUUAUAAGCAAAUUGACUUCUACUUUGAUUUGGCAUCUAACCAAUGCACACACACAUACAUAGGGUAAGGUGGGGCAAGAUGGGUCAGCUAGUACAUUUAUUGAUUAAUGUGUUUGUCAUAAUCAAUCAAUUUCAGCGGUGGCGGUGGUGUAGUGGUAAACGUGAUUACCUCUCACCCUAGCAGGCCUGGGUUUAAUACCAGUCGGCGUCGCCGGAAUGUUCUGAUCACGCCUUCCUUCGGAAAGUAAAGUAAAGCCGUUAGUCCCGGUUCAGGUGUGGGAGCUGCCUCCCUGCCCCUCUAGGUAGCAUUGGUGCUCAGCACGGAAAACAAGAUCGACGGAAAACAAAUCAAGGAAAAAAAAAUAAUCAACCAGCAUUGGAUCCUGUAGAUGUUGAUAAUUAUUAAAAAAUAAUAAAUCAAGUAGAUGAACCAUCUUGCUCAACCUUAUACAUUCAAACACACACGCACAUGCGAGCACAUUUUCGAGUCUGUUUCCUACAAGAAUAAGCUUAUUUUGUUUGAACAAUUAUUUUGGGCACAUUUUCAUGACUGCACUGUGGACAAGCUAGGGUUAAAACACCUUAAAUCACCAUUUUAUAUGCAAUUUACUGUACUGGUCAUAACGCCACACUUUGAUGAUUUACCGUGUAUCGUUUGAUCAUGCAUCAAAUUUAGUAUAUUAUGGUGAAAUAUUCAACCCAAUCCGAUCCUUUCAGCUUUAUAUGAAAA
Ochlerotatus camptorhynchus is the source of this 5525-nucleotide messenger RNA. RefSeq lists its product as uncharacterized. Bases 615 to 4535 code for a protein of 1306 amino acids. The transcript is spliced from 4 exons. NCBI's taxonomy places the organism in Eukaryota, Metazoa, Arthropoda, Insecta, Diptera, Culicidae. The record is from RefSeq and is a predicted model, not a curated record.